UCGAGGAGUGAGAAAGUGCGGUUAUUCGCGCUUGCUAAAACGUUAGCCGUCAAUGUUUAGCGUGGAGGCAAAUCUUCGAUAUUACACAUUGUUUUCUUUGAAAGAGCGAAGUACUUAAUUUAUUGCACUUCUAUCUUCAGUUAUAACAGGAGGUAUCAGUCAUGGAGGACGUCGAUUGGAGAGAUUUGCUGGUUAUAGCUGCAUACUUUGUCCUGGUGCUUGCAGUUGGACUGACGGUCACCUUUCUCGCCAGUAAGCGCAAUGUGAAAGGCUACUUCCUGGCUUCCCGGGAGAUGCUCUGGCUACCGGUGGGUGCCUCUCUCUACAUGUCCAACAUCGGCAGUGAACACUUCAUAGGACUGGCAGGAACGGGAGCAGCGUCCGGAAUAGCCAUUGUCAUGUUCGAAUUCAGCUCAGCAGUGCUGGUCGUCAUCCUGGGAUGGCUCUUCAUGCCCCAUUAA
Messenger RNA from Priapulus caudatus, 461 nucleotides. Its product is annotated as sodium/glucose cotransporter 2-like. Gene Ontology annotation, molecular function: D-glucose:sodium symporter activity. The transcript has 5 exons. Gene Ontology annotation, cellular component: plasma membrane. The record is from RefSeq and is a predicted model, not a curated record. Lineage: Eukaryota; Metazoa; Priapulida; Priapulimorpha; Priapulimorphida; Priapulidae. Bases 162 to 461 code for a protein of 99 amino acids. Gene Ontology annotation, biological process: transmembrane transport.